CUCCUGUUGGACAUUCACCAGAUUAUUGAAGUCCCUCACGCAGCUCAAGAGCUACUUGCAAGUGAGCGUACUCCGACCCUGUCAAUGGCCCUUCCUGCAUAUGAACUCCUGCAGACAAAAUGGACCGAGCUGAAGGGAACCAUUUGGGAACUUGCCCAUUAUAUCGGAAUCGGCCUUGACAAGCUAACUAAUUACAUUCAUCAAGCCAGGAAAACACGAAUCUAUGCACUAGCAAUG
Suillus plorans is the source of this 237-nucleotide messenger RNA. RefSeq lists its product as uncharacterized. The annotation marks the transcript as partial. The record is from RefSeq and is a predicted model, not a curated record. Lineage: Eukaryota; Fungi; Basidiomycota; Agaricomycetes; Boletales; Suillaceae. The transcript has a single exon.